AUGGGUAAAAAAUCAAAGAAAGGUCAAACAGGAGGUGAUAUAUGGGAUGAUGAAGAAUUAAAUCAGGAUCAACCACAAGCUGAAGAAUUUGGAGUUACUGAAUCCGAAGAAAUUACUGAAUCACAACCAGAACAAGGUUCAGUCGAAGAGGUAUCAAAUGAUUUUUUAAGUUCAAUUCUUCAAAAUAAACAAAAGAAAGCACAAAAAGAAGAAGAAGCAAAAACUAAUAAUGGAGGCCCGAAAAUAUUGUCCAAAAAGGAAAAGGAAAAAUUAAAGAAAGAAGCUGAAAAGCAAAAGAAGAAAGAAGCUGCUCAAAAGAAGAAAGAACAACAAAAUAAUAAAAAAGAACAAAUAAAAGAAGCUAAUAAACAAAAUGCUCAAGCUCAAGCGUCAUCAUCUACAUCUGCAACUCCUGAACCAGAAGAACCAAAAGAAGAAGUUAAAAAGCAACCUGCUAAAAAAGGUAAAAAAGCGCCUGCCGGUUUAGCAGCACUUAAAAAACAAUUAGAAUUGAAAAAACAAAUGGAAGAAGAACAAAAAAGAUUAGAAGAAGAAGAAGAGAAUAAAAGAUUAGAAGAAGAAAGAUUAGCUGCGGAAGAAGAAGCUAGAAAAGAAGCUCAAAGAGCUGCAAAGAAAGAGAGAGAAAGAGCUAAGAAGGAACAAUUAAAAGCUGAAGGUAAAUUAUUAACCAAAAAACAAAAAGAAGAAAAGAAAUUACAAGAAAGACGUAGACAACAAUUAUUACAAGGUAAUGUUACAGUUGCAGGUUUAAAUAAGACAGAUUCUGAAAAACCUAAAAAAGUUGUAUAUACUAAAAAGAAAUCAACUAAACCAAAAACAUUUACACAGAAACCACAAGUAACUCAAAAGAAAGAACAAGAAGAUGAUGAAGAUGAAUCAUUGAUUGACGAUUGGGAAAAAAUGGCAUUAGGAGAUGAUGAACCAGCUAUAGAAGAAUGGGAUGCUCCAGAAGAGGAAGAACAAGAAGACGAAGAAGACGAUGAAGAAGAAGAACAAGAUACAUCAGCUAAAGAAGAAGAAGAAAUAAGACAAAGAGAAGCUGAAAUAGCUGCCAAAAAAGCACAAGAAGAAGCGGAAGCAAAAGCUGAAGCAAAAGCAAAAGCAAAAGCUGAAGCUGAAAGAAAAGCACAAGUUUCCAAAAAACAAGAUACUCCUAUUGAAAAGGAUUUACGUUCUCCAAUUUGUUGUAUUUUAGGUCAUGUUGAUACUGGUAAAACUAAAUUAUUAGAUAAAAUACGUCAAACUAAUGUUCAAGGUGGUGAAGCUGGUGGUAUUACCCAACAAAUUGGUGCUACAUAUUUCCCAGUUGGUGCAAUUAAACAAAAAACAGCUGUUAUGGCAAAAUAUGAAAAACAAACCUUUGAUGUUCCAGGUUUAUUAAUUAUAGAUACUCCAGGGCACGAAUCUUUUUCCAACUUAAGAUCAAGAGGUUCUUCAUUAUGUAAUAUUGCUAUUUUAGUCAUUGAUAUUAUGCAUGGUUUAGAACAACAAACAUUGGAAUCUAUAAGGUUAUUAAGAGAUAGAAAAGCACCAUUCAUUGUAGCAUUAAAUAAAAUUGAUAGAUUAUAUGAUUGGAAAGCAACUCCAAAUAAUUCAUUUAGAGAUUCUUUCUAUCAACAAACAAAAUCAGUUCAACAAGAAUUUUAUAAUAGAUAUGAUCAAAUUAAAUUGGCACUUGCUGAACAAGGUUUAAAUUCAGAAUUAUAUUUUCAAAAUAAAAAUAUGGCAAAAUAUGUUUCUAUAGUACCUACAUCAGCAGUUACUGGUGAAGGUGUACCUGAUUUAUUAUGGUUAUUAUUAGAAUUAACACAAAAGAGAAUGUCAAAACAAUUGAUGUAUUUAUCAAAAAUUGAAGCUACAGUUUUAGAGGUUAAAGUUGUUGAAGGUUUUGGUUAUACAAUUGAUGUUAUAUUAUCAAAUGGUAUAUUGAAAGAAGGUGAUAGAGUAGUAUUAUGUGGGUUAAAUGGUCCAAUAGCAACAAAUAUAAGAGCCUUAUUAACACCACCACCAUCAAGAGAAUUAAGAAUUAAAUCUGAAUAUAUGCAUCAUAAAGAAGUUAAAGCCGCUUUGGGGGUUAAAAUUGCUGCAAAUGAUUUAGAAAAAGCUGUUGCAGGUUCCAGAUUAUUAGUUGUUGGUGAAGAUGAUGAUGAAGAAGAACUAAUGGAUGAAGUCAUGGAUGAUUUAACUGGUUUAUUAGAUUCUGUUGAUACUUCAGGUAAAGGUGUUGUUGUACAAGCAUCAACAUUAGGUUCAUUAGAAGCUUUAUUAGAUUUCUUAAAAGAUAUGAAAAUUCCAGUUAUGUCAAUUGGUUUAGGUCCAGUUUUUAAAAGAGAUGUUAUGAAAGCUUCAACAAUGUUGGAAAAAGCACCUGAAUUAGCAGUUAUGUUAUGUUUUGAUGUUAAAGUUGAUAAAGAAGCACAACAAUAUGCUGAUGAACAAAACAUAAAAAUUUUUAAUGCUGAAAUUAUUUAUCAUUUAUUUGAUGCUUUUACUGCUUAUCAAGCAAAAUUAAUGGAAGAAAGAAGAAAAGAAUUUAUGGAAUAUGCUGUUUUACCAUGUGUUUUAAAAACUAUACAAAUUAUUAAUAAAAGAAAUCCAAUGAUUAUUGGUGUUGAUGUUGUUGAAGGUGCUGUAAGAAUUGGUACACCAAUUUGUGCUGUACGUAAAGAUCCAACUACCGGUCAACCAAAUAUUUUAGUACUUGGUAAAGUUACAUCUUUGGAAGUUAAUCAUAAACCAUUGGAUAUUGUUAAAAAGGGUCAAACUGCUGCAGGUGUUGCAAUGAGAUUAGAAAAUCCAUCAAGCGCACAACCAACUUGGGGUCGUCAUGUUGAUGAAACUGAUAAUUUAUAUUCAUUAAUAAGUAGAAGAUCAAUUGAUACAUUAAAAGAUUCAGCAUUUAGAGAUACUGUAUCAAGAGAUGAUUGGUUAUUAAUCAAGAAGUUGAAACCAGUGUUUGAUAUUCAAUAG
Insectozyma verbasci is the source of this 2991-nucleotide messenger RNA. The record is from the annotation of a GenBank genome assembly. Lineage: Eukaryota; Fungi; Ascomycota; Pichiomycetes; Serinales; Debaryomycetaceae.